This is a messenger RNA of Cuscuta epithymum, 17751 nucleotides long. The record is from the annotation of a GenBank genome assembly. NCBI's taxonomy places the organism in Eukaryota, Viridiplantae, Streptophyta, Magnoliopsida, Solanales, Convolvulaceae.
GGUGGGAGUAAAGAGUAUAAAGUUGGCACCACAAACUGUUAUAAGUCAAAGGCUUAAACCCGGAAAGUUGGGUAAGUUGUACUGUGCGACUUUUGAUUGAAUAAAUCAGUAUAUAUCAGUGGAGUUAAAAUUUAGAAUAUAAAACCGAUAAGAGCGUAAUUAUUUAGAUUUUUCUUUUGAAAGAUAUCGUGUAGAUUCCUUGAUCAGUUUAUUUUUUACAAUUGAAAUCUAAAGAGCAUAAUAAAGAUGCCGUGUAAAAAAAAAACAAUGGAUUCUGAGUUAGACUUUUACUGCGGAAAAUUUCAUUAUUUAGUCUAAGUUAGUCUUGGAUAUGACCCUGUACAGUUUAUUACCAGAUGACCUAUGGAAUUAUGUGUUACUUGCAGUUUGGCUUCCUUAUUUUGACAUAGUUGGAAGAUUAAAGUUAGAAGGAACAUUAUUGUGGAAUAUUAGCGAAGAAGUAACUUUCGAUAAUGAACGGCCCAAAGGAAGUUUACAAUUAAAAUAUUAUUAUUAUUAUUAUUAUUAUUUUGUCUCGUACAAACUACAUGUUUGAACAUAACACAUUUUUUUUUAUUAGUGAAGGGAUGAAGGGUUUAAAAAAAAAUCCAUAGCAUUUUUUUUCCGAAUCAUCCUACAGCUAAUUAAGGAAGCAAAGAGAGAGAAUUAUAAAGAAAUUAUUGAAAACAAAAGAAUGUCUGUUGUCAAGUAUUUUUUUGUCAAAUUCGUUUAAAAAUAAUAAUAAUAAUAUUUUGUCAAAUAUUUUAUGUCGGACACUUAUGUGUUUGACAAUCUCAAAUUUUGUUAAACAGAAUAUUUAUGAUGUCUUGUGUUUAAGAAACAUGAAAAUUUUAAAGCUAAACAAACAGUUCCUUUUGAAUAUUGGCAGUUUAAUGUUAACCCGCAUACUGAUAUAUAGAGGGAGCCCAAGAAGAUUUUUCUUCUAGAUAUUGAGGCUAUUAGUUUCAAUUACUAAAUUAUACAGUAUAUAUGUUUUAAGAUUGGAUAAGAUAGAUGCUCACCUCAUUAAAAAUUAGAUAUAGUUGUUUGUUUCAAAACUGAAAUUCUAAGAUAAAAAUGAAAAAUUUAAUUUACAAUUUAAUUCAACUUCCUGACUACUCAGGAAUACAAAUCAGUGAAGUACAAGUUUGGGCUCCAGAGGUAUAGAAACACAAGAAAGUCUGUUUUUCUUUUUGAUGAAAAGAUAAUUGUGAGGUGUUGCGUGGUAAAAAAAGAAGAAGAAGAGAGUUUAGUAGUUUAAUCUACUUUAGAAUUUACAGUGGAUUAUUAAAACAAAUGAAGAUUCCCCUUAUGCUUUAGGAAAGAUUUUCUUGUAGAGAACCACCUUGACAAUAGACAGUAGAAGUGUAACAUACCAAGAGAAUGAUUUUUCUUGAAAGUAUAAAACAUGCACUAGACUUGAGUACUUCAUCACGCCUAAAAGAAGAAGAAGUCAUAAGGAUCCAACAGUAAAUACAUAAUACUAUGUUUGUGUCAUUAAUUUUUUUUUUUUAAAAAAAAAUAGGCUUACAUAUGAGUCUCAUACGUCAUAACGCUGCUACGAUGAACAGUUUGUGAGAUAGCUAAUAAGUUGGUAUAAUACAAAAAGGGCGUGUUGCAUAAAUAAAGCAAUCUGUUGGAUAGAAUCGAUAAAUGGCGAAUGAGAAAACUCCAUCCUUACCCACACCGUCAAUAAAUUGUGAAGAGGAAACUCUUAAAGAUCACAGGGAAGAAAACAUUUUUCAGAUACUGUAAUGCUAGAAUUUCAGCAAUCAAGGAUUAAUUUUGGAAAGAGUUCUAUUCUUAUAUAUUUUAAAAAAAAAAGUUUGGCUUAUGUAGGCAUACCAAUACCAGUGGAAGGUGAUUUUCAUUUUCAUUUUUAGUAGUAUGUGGGGUAAGUUUUUAUGACACAGUAAAAUUUGACUAUUGUUUUUCCUUUUCAUUUUAAUAAGCAAAAUAGGCAAAGUAAUUAGUAUACAUAUGCAAUCUUGUGAGAUUGUGAUCUUGUGAUGUAGUGUUAGCAGAAAAUAUUAGUGUUUAAACAAGUUUUCUUGUUAAGGUAAAUUAUCAAGAAUUUGUUGUGAUCUUGUGUAGUAGUAGUAUGUCUCCCCAAUAAUAGAAACAUGAUCUGAUUAAUAAUUGCAAGAAAUGUCAGUUUGAAAUUGAAGCAUUAAAGUCACAUGCUCCUGAAGUAAGUAACCUUGUAAAAGAUACAAAGUUAUUGUCGUUGCAUUAAAACCAUGUGAGAGGUCAGAAAAGAAAUAAUGUGAGAUGGCGUUAUCCCGCGUUGUUCUAAGUUUCGAGGACGAAACUUUUAUAAGGUGGGAGGGGUUGUAACACCCCGAGUUUAGCGAUCUAGUUACAUUAAUUUUUUAUUUUAUUUAGUUAGAUGAAUAAGUUUAUUUUAUGAAUAAUGUGAUUUAUUGUUUGAUCAUGUGUUGUUUUGACAGUUAACGUUGACCGGUAAGCUCUAAUAAUUUCAAGUGGAGAAAUAAGUAAUGUUUUAAAGCUUAAUCAGUUUAUUUUUAAAUAGAAGAUACUUUUAAUGUCUUAGAAACAUAUUUUUAAGAGAUGAUUAGAAGCCCAAUUCAGUUAACUAAGCCCAUGUUUGAGAUUGAAAUCCCUAAGAAGUGGUCAUACGUGUUAUUAAAAACCAAGGUCUCGACAUGCGUCUCUAUCCUUCCAUCAGCAGCCGUCUCUUCUCCCCGGAAGAGUUUUCAUUACUUUCAAUUUGCGAUCAAAGUUGUACUUAGUUCUGAAUCAAAUCUAAAACCUGGUAUGUUACAAGUUUCCUUCGGUCACAUACUUUCUUUUUACAUUGCCAGAAUACUUUUGAAAGUAGGUUGUUUAUUUAGGCAGAAAAGUUUCCACCGAAAGCAAUUCUAAAUUUUUUGGUUAAACUGUUCGGUUGUAUUUUUGAGUGGAAUUGGCAUAAUUGAUUUUUUUUUAAAUUAGUACUUGUUUAGAGAACAUGGAGGUUGGUUUAUUUUAGAAGCUGCAUAGGGCUGCUAACUCACAGAAUCAGGUCCUUAGAGCUAAUGUUAUACUUCGUAGUUCAAACUUUGUCUUAACUUUAGAUUUACUUCAAUUCAAUCGUAGACCAGUCUGAUAACUGCUGCUAUUUUUCGAUUUUAAGAUUUCUUUACAGGUUUGAAGGCAUAAUUGUCUGAAAAGUGAUUUGUUUGAAACCUAAGCUUGAGUUUUUUUUAUCUUCAGGGGGGCUAGUUUCAUUUAUUUUAAUUUUGGGGAUUUUUGAUUGACGAGUUAAUAAGUUGAUGCAUAGAGAUUUUAAAAUAGAAGAAUUCCAUUUUUUUUCAUGUAUUCAAAAUGUAUAAUCGAUUGGUGCUUAGCUAGAUUUCUUUAGUGGAUGACCUGAAUAUCAGUUUAGUUUUAGGUAAUAAUUUGUGUUUUGUUAGAAAGAACAAAAAAAAAAAACAAGACCCGGACAGUUCAUAUUUUCCUCAAACAACUAACUUGGGUAGUAGCAAAAGAUCACUAAAUUGGUCAUUUGGUCUGCACUUUUAAGCUUUGGUUAUAGUAUAAUGAGUUUUUAUUGUAAUAUUAUACUCAAUUAAAGAUUUAAGAGAAGAGCUUACCGGGGAGACGUUAUCAAGGUGCCACACUUAUCUGAGUAUUUUGAGUUCAGCUGCUAACAGGUAAGUUCACUACCACCUGUACAUGUUUGUUCAACCAAAUGAAAGAAAGAAGUCUGGUUGAUUUUUAAUAGAUAAUUUUAGACUAUUUGCUAUUAUGUGAACUAUGUGAAUUAUGUGAUGAGUUAUUUUAUUGCUAGAUUAAGUUAUGUUUAUUAUCUGGCAUAGUCAAGAUUUGUUAGUACUUUCGUUUCCAGAUUUAAUGAUGUUUAGUCAAACGUCACCAUAAAAAGAACUAAUACUUAAAGUGAAAGAUUAAGUGAUAUGUACUCGGGAAUUAGAUCCCUCAGAUUAGCAGUUUUAGUUUUAGAUAGUCCGAUAUGUUUAGUGGGUCGCUUCCCUGAGCUGUCAGAUUGGCGCCAUUGAGUACAUAUCACGGGCCCACAGUUAAAAUUAGCCACAAAGAGUUUUACAGAAAGUUUAAUGAGAUCUCUUUCAGAAAGUUUUACAGAAAGUUUAAUGAGAUCUCUUUCAGAAAGUCUUACAGAAAGUUGUUUUUGAGAUCUCCUUCAGAAAGUUUACAGAGAUGUUUUUAGAAAGAAAUUUUGAGAUCUCUCCAGCAGUUUUGAGAAAUUAUUUUAGAAAAUAUUUUCUUUUGAGAUCUCCCUCAAAAUGAAUUUGAGAAGAUAUGUGUUAUUGUGUUAGUUACUUGUUCAGUGCAUGCUUAUAGCCUAAUUUUAUCUAUUGAUAAAUUAGCAUAGACUUCUCAUAUAUUUUUGUGGAUCCAUAGUGACUUACUAAGCGUAAAGCUUAUCAGUUUUCUUUCUUCGCAUGUACAGAUACUAAGGGUAAGGCCAAGGCCUAGGAAGAUGACGAGGGAGUGGAACGCGUGCCAAGAUGAGUUAACGGGAACGACCUUGGUGGCUUCUAGCUAGAUAAUAUUUGGUUUCAGUAUUUCAGUGUUAUAAUAAAGUGACUUAUAUUACUUUAUCUUUUUUAUUUGAGGAUUUGAAGUUUUAGCAAAUUCCUGGAUCCAGGUGGUUAUCACAUGUGCUGGUGAUAACUAUAUUUUAUUGAGUUUUUAUCAAGAGUUAUACUUUAAUUAUAUUUGAGAUUUUAUCAGGGUUAUUUUCUUAAAUAGACGGCCGUUAAUUGCAGCUAUUUUUUUUAAAAGUAGUAAGUUAGUGUAACGAUUCCUUUAACCCUGAGAGGGGCGUUACAAAUUUGGUAUCAGAGCCCAGGUUGUCCCGUAACUUCAUCUGUCACCGUACACGUGCUCGUCAUCUUCCAAGUAAGUACUUAUUUAUGUAAAGAGUCAUCUAGGCCAUAAUAUAUUUGGGUGUUGUUGGUAUUAGUUAGAUAGAAAAGUCAAGUAAGAGUAAUGUAUACUCAACUCGUAAAACCAUUAUGUCAUUACAAGUUAUCCAGAUUAAAAUUUUAUUCGAGUGCCUAAACUCUUAAGUUAGAUCUUCUAUUUCAUAUAGGAAGUAUUUAGGGUGGUUAUUUAAAACACCAUAGUCGUAGACUACUGGUCAUAUAUGUCUCGUGGUUAAGUAUUUACAGUCUUACCAUUCAGAUCUUGUUGAUCUUUCAUAAUAGACAUUUUGAAUACACCCCGUCUACUCAAGAUUUAAAUUAGAUUAAAAAAAAAGUUUUAGAAUUGGUCUAAUAUUUCAUGUUUUAUUACUCGAUUCCCAUCAGUUAUUUUUAUUUAUUAGCACACAUAUAUCAAAUAAAAUGUCAGUUUGGUAGGACCACACCGACCCGGUGCUUACAACGAAAGAAUAUUUCCCACAAGCACGUGAGUCAUUGUAUUAUAGUUAUUGCAUUUAUCUAUUUAUAAAUUAAAACUAUUUUAAAAAUGCUCAUGAUAUUAGCUCUAUCUUAUUAUUUGCCAAAAAAAAUAGUGUAGUUAUAAGUUAGAGCUUAUUUUUUUAAUGUAAAAUGUUGAAGCUUCACUUUAGAUUUCAAAAGCUCUUAAAUAGUGGAUUCAAAUGUUUUAUCAACAAUAUCAUAAGCUGCAUGAUUUUUUUUAAGUGUUGAGUGUCGGUGUUUCAUGUUUGGUAUCUUAAAUUGCUGGGAGGGCCCCUCAGCGAUUUGAUGAUUCCAACAGGAGAUAUCGGUGAUCGGACACUACUUUAAAAUGAUCAAUGGUCAGAUUAUACAUUUCUUUACGUUGUAAAUGCUUAUUUCAAAAUAAGUUUUAAAGUGUGUUGAUUAAUCAUUUAAUGCGUUUAGUGAUUAAUGAUUGAUCACAUGGCAGUGAUUUUUUUUUACCAAAAUUCAAAUAAGUAAUUUUUUUAGUGAUAUAUUAGUAUUGUAUUUAGUUAUUUCCUCAAAAGUAUGUUUCAGAAGAAAUUUAGAGUUUUAAAAUAUCUCAAAGAAAUUUUCAGAGUAUUCUCAGCUUUUGGCACUGAGAUUUAAAAAAAUGUUGUACAUUCUUUUUACAAAGGUUGCCCUCACAUUUUUCCCCCAUUGGUUACCAAAAGGAUAUUGAGUCUCACCACUUAAAUUUCUUUAGAAUGAUCUGCCAUUAAAGUCUAUAUAUGUGAUUCAAGUCUUUAAUAGUAUCUGGUCCGUAGAAGUUAGAUUACAAGAGCUGAGUGGAAGGAUUAGAUUAAACUAGUUUCUGGUAGAUCAUGUGAGUCUUGGAACCUCCUCGUGCACACUACGAUAUAGGGAUUUGUGAAGUGUGUUUCAAUACGAUGUGACCUAGAGUACGAAGAUUUUGAUAGAAUAAAGAAUAUGGUAGUAUGGUACUAUCAAGCUCUCGUAGAACCAUUAUGUAUGAGUAAUGGUAAAGUGUAUCCCAACGAGCUUGUGUGGGGAACUAGUAUGCUCUAUGAGUAAUAGAAUAAUUGGUGGGAGUAAAGAGUAUAAAGUUGGCACCACAAACUGUUAUAAGUCAAAGGCUUAAACCCGGAAAGUUGGGUAAGUUGUACUGUGCGACUUUUGAUUGAAUAAAUCAGUAUAUAUCAGUGGAGUUAAAAUUUAGAAUAUAAAACCGAUAAGAGCGUAAUUAUUUAGAUUUUUCUUUUGAAAGAUAUCGUGUAGAUUCCUUGAUUAGUUUAUUUUUUACAAUUGAAAUCUAAAGAGCAUAAUAAAGAUGCCGUGUAAAAAAAAACAAUGGAUUCUGAGUUAGACUUUUACUGCGGAAAAUUUCAUUAUUUAGUCUAAGUUAGUCUUGGAUAUGACCCUGUACAGUUUAUUACCAGAUGACCUAUGGAAUUAUGUGUUACUUGCAGUUUGGCUUCCUUAUUUUGACAUAGUUGGAAGAUUAAAGUUAGAAGGAACAUUAUUGUGGAAUAUUAGCGAAGAAGUAACUUUCGAUAAUGAACGGCCCAAAGGAAGUUUACAAUUAAAAUAUUAUUAUUAUUAUUAUUAUUAUUUUGUCUCGUACAGACUACAUGUUUGAACAUAACAUAUUUUUUUUAUUAGUGAAGGGAUGAAGGGUUUAAAAAAAAAAUCCAUAGCAUUUUUUUUCCGAAUCAUCCUACAGCUAAUUAAGGAAGCAAAGAGAGAGAAUUAUAAAGAAAUUAUUGAAAACAAAAGAAUGUCUGUUGUCAAGUAUUUUUUUGUCAAAUUCGUUUAAAAAUAAUAAUAAUAAUAUUUUGUCAAAUAUUUUAUGUCGGACACUUAUGUGUUUGACAAUCUCAAAUUUUGUUAAACAGAAUAUUUAUGAUGUCUUGUGUUUAAGAAACAUGAAAAUUUUAAAGCUAAACAAACAGUUCCUUUUGAAUAUUGGCAGUUUAAUGUUAACCCGCAUACUGAUAUAUAGAGGGAGCCCAAGAAGAUUUUUCUUCUAGAUAUUGAGGCUAUUAGUUUCAAUUACUAAAUUAUACAGUAUAUAUGUUUUAAGAUUGGAUAAGAUAGAUGCUCACCUCAUUAAAAAUUAGAUAUAGUUGUUUGUUUCAAAACUGAAAUUCUAAGAUAAAAAUGAAAAAUUUAAUUUACAAUUUAAUUCAACUUCCUGACUACUCAGGAAUACAAAUCAGUGAAGUACAAGUUUGGGCUCCAGAGGUAUAGAAACACAAGAAAGUCUGUUUUUCUUUUUGAUGAAAAGAUAAUUGUGAGGUGUUGCGUGGUAAAAAAAGAAGAAGAAGAGAGUUUAGUAGUUUAAUCUACUUUAGAAUUUACAGUGGAUUAUUAAAACAAAUGAAGAUUCCCCUUAUGCUUUAGGAAAGAUUUUCUUGUAGAGAACCACCUUGACAAUAGACAGUAGAAGUGUAACAUACCAAGAGAAUGAUUUUUCUUGAAAGUAUAAAACAUGCACUAGACUUGAGUACUUCAUCACGCCUAAAAGAAGAAGAAGUCAUAAGGAUCCAACAGUAAAUACAUAAUACUAUGUUUGUGUCAUUAAUUUUUUUUUUUUUAAAAAAUAGGCUUACAUAUGAGUCUCAUACGUCAUAACGCUGCUACGAUGAACAGUUUGUGAGAUAGCUAAUAAGUUGGUAUAAUACAAAAAGGGCGUGUUGCAUAAAUAAAGCAAUCUGUUGGAUAGAAUCGAUAAAUGGCGAAUGAGAAAACUCCAUCCUUACCCACACCGUCAAUAAAUUGUGAAGAGGAAACUCUUAAAGAUCACAGGGAAGAAAACAUUUUUCAGAUACUGUAAUGCUAGAAUUUCAGCAAUCAAGGAUUAAUUUUGGAAAGAGUUCUAUUCUUAUAUAUUUUUAAAAAAAAAAGUUUGGCUUAUGUAGGCAUACCAAUACCAGUGGAAGGUGAUUUUCAUUUUCAUUUUUAGUAGUAUGUGGGGUAAGUUUUUAUGACACAGUAAAAUUUGACUAUUGUUUUUCCUUUUCAUUUUAAUAAGCAAAAUAGGCAAAGUAAUUAGUAUACAUAUGCAAUCUUGUGAGAUUGUGAUCUUGUGAUGUAGUGUUAGCAGAAAAUAUUAGUGUUUAAACAAGUUUUCUUGUUGAGGUAAAUUAUCAAGAAUUUGUUGUGAUCUUGUGUAGUAGUAGUAUGUCUCCCCAAUAAUAGAAACAUGAUCUGAUUAAUAAUUGCAAGAAAUGUCAGUUUGAAAUUGAAGCAUUAAAGUCACAUGCUCCUGAAGUAAGUAACCUUGUAAAAGAUACAAAGUUAUUGUCGUUGCAUUAAAACCAUGUGAGAGGUCAGAAAAGAAAUAAUGUGAGAUGGCGUUAUCCCGCGUUGUUCUAAGUUUCGAGGACGAAACUUUUAUAAGGUGGGAGGGGUUGUAACACCCCGAGUUUAGCGAUCUAGUUACAUUAAUUUUUUAUUUUAUUUAGUUAGAUGAAUAAGUUUAUUUUAUGAAUAAUGUGAUUUAUUGUUUGAUCAUGUGUUGUUUUGGCAGUUAACGUUGACCGGUAAGCUCUAAUAAUUUCAAGUGGAGAAAUAAGUAAUGUUUUAAAGCUUAAUCAGUUUAUUUUUAAAUAGAAGAUACUUUUAAUGUCUUAGAAACAUAUUUUUAAGAGAUGAUUAGAAGCCCAAUUCAGUUAACUAAGCCCAUGUUUGAGAUUGAAAUCCCUAAGAAGUGGUCAUACGUGUUAUUAAAAACCAAGGUCUCGACAUGCGUCUCUAUCCUUCCAUCAGCAGCCGUCUCUUCUCCCCGGAAGAGUUUUCAUUACUUUCAAUUUGCGAUCAAAGUUGUACUUAGUUCUGAAUCAAAUCUAAAACCUGGUAUGUUACAAGUUUCCUUCGGUCACAUACUUUCUUUUUACAUUGCCAGAAUACUUUUGAAAGUAGGUUGUUUAUUUAGGCAGAAAAGUUUCCACCGAAAGCAAUUCUAAAUUUUUUGGUUAAACUGUUCGGUUGUAUUUUUGAGUGGAAUUGGCAUAAUUGAUUUUUUUUUAAAUUAGUACUUGUUUAGAGAACAUGGAGGUUGGUUUAUUUUAGAAGCUGCAUAGGGCUGCUAACUCACAGAAUCAGGUCCUUAGAGCUAAUGUUAUACUUCGUAGUUCAAACUUUGUCUUAACUUUAGAUUUACUUCAAUUCAAUCGUAGACCAGUCUGAUAACUGCUGCUAUUUUUCGAUUUUAAGAUUUCUUUACAGGUUUGAAGGCAUAAUUGUCUGAAAAGUGAUUUGUUUGAAACCUAAGCUUGAGUUUUUUUUAUCUUCAGGGGGGCUAGUUUCAUUUAUUUUAAUUUUGGGGAUUUUUGAUUGACGAGUUAAUAAGUUGAUGCAUAGAGAUUUUAAAAUAGAAGAAUUCCAUUUUUUUUUCAUGUAUUCAAAAUGUAUAAUCGAUUGGUGCUUAGCUAGAUUUCUUUAGUGGAUGACCUGAAUAUCAGUUUAGUUUUAGGUAAUAAUUUGUGUUUUGUUAGAAAGAAAAAAAAAAAAAACAAGACCCGGACAGUUCAUAUUUUCCUCAAACAACUAACUUGGGUAGUAGCAAAAGAUCACUAAAUUGGUCAUUUGGUCUGCACUUUUAAGCUUUGGUUAUAGUAUAAUGAGUUUUUAUUGUAAUAUUAUACUCAAUUAAAGAUUUAAGAGAAGAGCUUACCGGGGAGACGUUAUCAAGGUGCCACACUUAUCUGAGUAUUUUGAGUUCAGCUGCUAACAGGUAAGUUCACUACCACCUGUACAUGUUUGUUCAACCAAAUGAAAGAAAGAAGUCUGGUUGAUUUUUAAUAGAUAAUUUUAGACUAUUUGCUAUUAUGUGAACUAUGUGAAUUAUGUGAUGAGUUAUUUUAUUGCUAGAUUAAGUUAUGUUUAUUAUCUGGCAUAGUCAAGAUUUGUUAGUACUUUCGUUUCCAGAUUUAAUGAUGUUUAGUCAAACGUCACCAUAAAAAGAACUAAUACUUAAAGUGAAAGAUUAAGUGAUAUGUACUCGGGAAUUAGAUCCCUCAGAUUAGCAGUUUUAGUUUUAGAUAGUCCGAUAUGUUUAGUGGGUCGCUCCCCUGAGCUGUCAGAUUGGCGCCAUUGAGUACAUAUCACGGGCCCACAGUUAAAAUUAGCCACAAAGAGUUUUACAGAAAGUUUAAUGAGAUCUCUUUCAGAAAGUUUUACAGAAAGUUUAAUGAGAUCUCUUUCAGAAAGUCUUACAGAAAGUUGUUUUUGAGAUCUCCUUCAGAAAGUUUACAGAGAUGUUUUUAGAAAGAAAUUUUGAGAUCUCUCCAGCAGUUUUGAGAAAUUAUUUUAGAAAAUAUUUCCUUUUGAGAUCUCCCUCAAAAUGAAUUUGAGAAGAUAUGUGUUAUUGUGUUAGUUACUUGUUCAGUGCAUGCUUAUAGCCUAAUUUUAUCUAUUGAUAAAUUAGCAUAGACUUCUCAUAUAUUUUUGUGGAUCCAUAGUGACUUACUAAGCGUAAAGCUUAUCAGUUUUCUUUCUUCGCAUGUACAGAUACUAAGGGUAAGGCCAAGGCCUAGGAAGAUGACGAGGGAGUGGAACGCGUGCCAAGAUGAGUUAACGGGAACGACCUUGGUGGCUUCUAGCUAGAUAAUAUUUGGUUUCAGUAUUUCAGUGUUAUAAUAAAGUGACUUAUAUUACUUUAUCUUUUUUAUUUGAGGAUUUGAAGUUUUAGCAAAUUCCUGGAUCCAGGUGGUUAUCACAUGUGCUGGUGAUAACUAUAUUUUAUUGAGUUUUUAUCAAGAGUUAUACUUUAAUUAUAUUUGAGAUUUUAUCAGGGUUAUUUUCUUAAAUAGACGGCCGUUAAUUGCAGCUAUUUUUUUUAAAAGUAGUAAGUUAGUGUAACGAUUCCUUUAACCCUGAGAGGGGCGUUACAAAUUUGGUAUCAGAGCCCAGGUUGUCCCGUAACUUCAUCUGUCACCGUACACGUGCUCGUCAUCUUCCAAGUAAGUACUUAUUUAUGUAAAGAGUCAUCUAGGCCAUAAUAUAUUUGGGUGUUGUUGGUAUUAGUUAGAUAGAAAAGUCAAGUAAGAGUAAUGUAUACUCAACUCGUAAAACCAUUAUGUCAUUACAAGUUAUCCAGAUUAAAAUUUUAUUCGAGUGCCUAAACUCUUAAGUUAGAUCUUCUAUUUCAUAUAGGAAGUAUUUAGGGUGGUUAUUUAAAACACCAUAGUUGUAGACUACUGGUCAUAUAUGUCUCGUGGUUAAGUAUUUACAGUCUUACCAUUCAGAUCUUGUUGAUCUUUCAUAAUAGACAUUUUGAAUACACCCCGUCUACUCAAGAUUUAAAUUAGAUUAAAAAAAAAGUUUUAGAAUUGGUCUAAUAUUUCAUGUUUUAUUACUCGAUUCCCAUCAGUUAUUUUUAUUUAUUAGCACACAUAUAUCAAAUAAAAUGUCAGUUUGGUAGGACCACACCGACCCGGUGCUUACAACGAAAGAAUAUUUCCCACAAGCACGUGAGUCAUUGUAUUAUAGUUAUUGCAUUUAUCUAUUUAUAAAUUAAAACUAUUUUAAAAAUGCUCAUGAUAUUAGCUCUAUCUUAUUAUUUGCCAAAAAAAAAUAGUGUAGUUAUAAGUUAGAGCUUAUUUUUUUAAUGUAAAAUGUUGAAGCUUCACUUUAGAUUUCAAAAGCUCUUAAAUAGUGGAUUCAAAUGUUUUAUCAACAAUAUCAUAAGCUGCAUGAUUUUUUUUAAGUGUUGAGUGUCGGUGUUUCAUGUUUGGUAUCUUAAAUUGCUGGGAGGGCCCCUCAGCGAUUUGAUGAUUCCAACAGGAGAUAUCGGUGAUCGGACACUACUUUAAAAUGAUCAAUGGUCAGAUUAUACAUUUCUUUACGUUGUAAAUGCUUAUUUCAAAAUAAGUUUUAAAGUGUGUUGAUUAAUCAUUUAAUGCGUUUAGUGAUUAAUGAUUGAUCACAUGGCAGUGAUUUUUUUUUACCAAAAUUCAAAUAAGUAAUUUUUUUAGUGAUAUAUUAGUAUAGUAUUUAGUUAUUUCCUCAAAAGUAUGUUUCAGAAGAAAUUUAGAGUUUUAAAAUAUCUCAAAGAAAUUUUCAGAGUAUUCUCAGCUUUUGGCACUGAGAUUUAAAAAAAUGUUGUACAUUCUUUUUACAAAGGUUGCCCUCACAUUUUUUCCCCCAUUGGUUACCAAAAGGAUAUUGAGUCUCACCACUUAAAUUUCUUUAGAAUGAUCUGCCAUUAAAGUCUAUAUAUGUGAUUCAAGUCUUUAAUAGUAUCUGGUCCGUAGAAGUUAGAUUACAAGAGCUGAGUGGAAGGAUUAGAUUAAACUAGUUUCUGGUAGAUCAUGUGAGUCUUGGAACCUCCUCGUGCACACUACGAUAUAGGGAUUUGUGAAGUGUGUUUCAAUACGAUGUGACCUAGAGUACGAAGAUUUUGAUAGAAUAAAGAAUAUGGUAGUAUGGUACUAUCAAGCUCUCGUAGAACCAUUAUGUAUGAGUAAUGGUAAAGUGUAUCCCAACGAGCUUGUGUGGGGAACUAGUAUGCUCUAUGAGUAAUAGAAUAAUUGGUGGGAGUAAAGAGUAUAAAGUUGGCACCACAAACUGUUAUAAGUCAAAGGCUUAAACCCGGAAAGUUGGGUAAGUUGUACUGUGCGACUUUUGAUUGAAUAAAUCAGUAUAUAUCAGUGGAGUUAAAAUUUAGAAUAUAAAACCGAUAAGAGCGUAAUUAUUUAGAUUUUUCUUUUGAAAGAUAUCGUGUAGAUUCCUUGAUCAGUUUAUUUUUUACAAUUGAAAUCUAAAGAGCAUAAUAAAGAUGCCGUGUAAAAAAAACAAUGGAUUCUGAGUUAGACUUUUACUGCGGAAAAUUUCAUUAUUUAGUCUAAGUUAGUCUUGGAUAUGACCCUGUACAGUUUAUUACCAGAUGACCUAUGGAAUUAUGUGUUACUUGCAGUUUGGCUUCCUUAUUUUGACAUAGUUGGAAGAUUAAAGUUAGAAGGAACAUUAUUGUGGAAUAUUAGCGAAGAAGUAACUUUCGAUAAUGAACGGCCCAAAGGAAGUUUACAAUUAAAAUAUUAUUAUUAUUAUUAUUAUUAUUAUUAUUAUUAUUAUUAUUUUGUCUCGUACAGACUACAUGUUUGAACAUAACACAUUUUUUUUUAUUAGUGAAGGGAUGAAGGGUUUAAAAAAAAAUCCAUAGCAUUUUUUUUCCGAAUCAUCCUACAGCUAAUUAAGGAAGCAAAGAGAGAGAAUUAUAAAGAAAUUAUUGAAAACAAAAGAAUGUCUGUUGUCAAGUAUUUUUUUGUCAAAUUCGUUUAAAAAUAAUAAUAAUGAUAUUUUGUCAAAUAUUUUAUGUCGGACACUUAUGUGUUUGACAAUCUCAAAUUUUGUUAAACAGAAUAUUUAUGAUGUCUUGUGUUUAAGAAACAUGAAAAUUUUAAAGCUAAACAAACAGUUCCUUUUGAAUAUUGGCAGUUUAAUGUUAACCCGCAUACUGAUAUAUAGAGGGAGCCCAAGAAGAUUUUUCUUCUAGAUAUUGAGGCUAUUAGUUUCAAUUACUAAAUUAUACAGUAUAUAUGUUUUAAGAUUGGAUAAGAUAGAUGCUCACCUCAUUAAAAAUUAGAUAUAGUUGUUUGUUUCAAAACUGAAAUUCUAAGAUAAAAAUGAAAAUUUUAAUUUACAAUUUAAUUCAACUUCCUGACUACUCAGGAAUACAAAUCAGUGAAGUACAAGUUUGGGCUCCAGAGGUAUAGAAACACAAGAAAGUCUGUUUUUCUUUUUGAUGAAAAGAUAAUUGUGAGGUGUUGCGUGGUAAAAAAAGAAGAAGAAGAAGAGAGUUUAGUAGUUUAAUCUACUUUAGAAUUUACAGUGGAUUAUUAAAACAAAUGAAGAUUCCCCUUAUGCUUUAGGAAAGAUUUUCUUGUAGAGAACCACCUUGACAAUAGACAGUAGAAGUGUAACAUACCAAGAGAAUGAUUUUUCUUGAAAGUAUAAAACAUGCACUAGACUUGAGUACUUCAUCACGCCUAAAAGAAGAAGAAGUCAUAAGGAUCCAACAGUAAAUACAUAAUACUAUGUUUGUGUCAUUAAUUUUUUUUUUUAAAAAAAAAAUAGGCUUACAUAUGAGUCUCAUACGUCAUAACGCUGCUACGAUGAACAGUUUGUGAGAUAGCUAAUAAGUUGGUAUAAUACAAAAAGGGCGUGUUGCAUAAAUAAAGCAAUCUGUUGGAUAGAAUCGAUAAAUGGCGAAUGAGAAAACUCCAUCCUUACCCACACCGUCAAUAAAUUGUGAAGAGGAAACUCUUAAAGAUCACAGGGAAGAAAACAUUUUUCAGAUACUGUAAUGCUAGAAUUUCAGCAAUCAAGGAUUAAUUUUGGAAAGAGUUCUAUUCUUAUAUAUUUUUAAAAAAAAAAAGUUUGGCUUAUGUAGGCAUACCAAUACCAGUGGAAGGUGAUUUUCAUUUUCAUUUUUAGUAGUAUGUGGGGUAAGUUUUUAUGACACAGUAAAAUUUGACUAUUGUUUUUCCUUUUCAUUUUAAUAAGCAAAAUAGGCAAAGUAAUUAGUAUACAUAUGCAAUCUUGUGAGAUUGUGAUCUUGUGAUGUAGUGUUAGCAGAAAAUAUUAGUGUUUAAACAAGUUUUCUUGUUGAGGUAAAUUAUCAAGAAUUUGUUGUGAUCUUGUGUAGUAGUAGUAUGUCUCCCCAAUAAUAGAAACAUGAUCUGAUUAAUAAUUGCAAGAAAUGUCAGUUUGAAAUUGAAGCAUUAAAGUCACAUGCUCCUGAAGUAAGUAACCUUGUAAAAGAUACAAAGUUAUUGUCGUUGCAUUAAAACCAUGUGAGAGGUCAGAAAAGAAAUAAUGUGAGAUGGCGUUAUCCCGCGUUGUUCUAAGUUUCGAGGACGAAACUUUUAUAAGGUGGGAGGGGUUGUAACACCCUGAGUUUAGCGAUCUAGUUACAUUAAUUUUUUAUUUUAUUUAGUUAGAUGAAUAAGUUUAUUUUAUGAAUAAUGUGAUUUAUUGUUUGAUCAUGUGUUGUUUUGGCAGUUAACGUUGACCGGUAAGCUCUAAUAAUUUCAAGUGGAGAAAUAAGUAAUGUUUUAAAGCUUAAUCAGUUUAUUUUUAAAUAGAAGAUACUUUUAAUGUCUUAGAAACAUAUUUUUAAGAGAUGAUUAGAAGCCCAAUUCAGUUAACUAAGCCCAUGUUUGAGAUUGAAAUCCCUAAGAAGUGGUCAUACGUGUUAUUAAAAACCAAGGUCUCGACAUGCGUCUCUAUCCUUCCAUCAGCAGCCGUCUCUUCUCCCCGGAAGAGUUUUCAUUACUUUCAAUUUGCGAUCAAAGUUGUACUUAGUUCUGAAUCAAAUCUAAAACCUGGUAUGUUACAAGUUUCCUUCGGUCACAUACUUUCUUUUUACAUUGCCAGAAUACUUUUGAAAGUAGGUUGUUUAUUUAGGCAGAAAAGUUUCCACCGAAAGCAAUUCUAAAUUUUUUGGUUAAACUGUUCGGUUGUAUUUUUGAGUGGAAUUGGCAUAAUUGAUUUUUUUUUAAAUUAGUACUUGUUUAGAGAACAUGGAGGUUGGUUUAUUUUAGAAGCUGCAUAGGGCUGCUAACUCACAGAAUCAGGUCCUUAGAGCUAAUGUUAUACUUCGUAGUUCAAACUUUGUCUUAACUUUAGAUUUACUUCAAUUCAAUCGUAGACCAGUCUGAUAACUGCUGCUAUUUUUCGAUUUUAAGAUUUCUUUACAGGUUUGAAGGCAUAAUUGUCUGAAAAGUGAUUUGUUUGAAACCUAAGCUUGAGUUUUUUUUAUCUUCAGGGGGGCUAGUUUCAUUUAUUUUAAUUUUGGGGAUUUUUGAUUGACGAGUUAAUAAGUUGAUGCAUAGAGAUUUUAAAAUAGAAGAAUUCCAUUUUUUUUCAUGUAUUCAAAAUGUAUAAUCGAUUGGUGCUUAGCUAGAUUUCUUUAGUGGAUGACCUGAAUAUCAGUUUAGUUUUAGGUAAUAAUUUGUGUUUUGUUAGAAAGAAAAAAAAAACAAGACCCGGACAGUUCAUAUUUUCCUCAAACAACUAACUUGGGUAGUAGCAAAAGAUCACUAAAUUGGUCAUUUGGUCUGCACUUUUAAGCUUUGGUUAUAGUAUAAUGAGUUUUUAUUGUAAUAUUAUACUCAAUUAAAGAUUUAAGAGAAGAGCUUACCGGGGAGACGUUAUCAAGGUGCCACACUUAUCUGAGUAUUUUGAGUUCAGCUGCUAACAGAUUUAAGAGAAGAGCUUACCGGGGAGACGUUAUCAAGGUGCCACACUUAUCUGAGUAUUUUGAGUUCAGCUGCUAACAGGUAAGUUCACUACCACCUGUACAUGUUUGUUCAACCAAAUGAAAGAAAGAAGUCUGGUUGAUUUUUAAUAGAUAAUUUUAGACUAUUUGCUAUUAUGUGAACUAUGUGAAUUAUGUGAUGAGUUAUUUUAUUGCUAGAUUAAGUUAUGUUUAUUAUCUGGCAUAGUCAAGAUUUGUUAGUACUUUCGUUUCCAGAUUUAAUGAUGUUUAGUCAAACGUCACCAUAAAAAGAACUAAUACUUAAAGUGAAAGAUUAAGUGAUAUGUACUCGGGAAUUAGAUCCCUCAGAUUAGCAGUUUUAGUUUUAGAUAGUCCGAUAUGUUUAGUGGGUCGCUUCCCUGAGCUGUCAGAUUGGCGCCAUUGAGUACAUAUCACGGGCCCACAGUUAAAAUUAGCCACAAAGAGUUUUACAGAAAGUUUAAUGAGAUCUCUUUCAGAAAGUUUUACAGAAAGUUUAAUGAGAUCUCUUUCAGAAAGUCUUACAGAAAGUUGUUUUUGAGAUCUCCUUCAGAAAGUUUACAGAGAUGUUUUUAGAAAGAAAUUUUGAGAUCUCUCCAGCAGUUUUGAGAAAUUAUUUUAGAAAAUAUUUCCUUUUGAGAUCUCCCUCAAAAUGAAUUUGAGAAGAUAUGUGUUAUUGUGUUAGUUACUUGUUCAGUGCAUGCUUAUAGCCUAAUUUUAUCUAUUGAUAAAUUAGCAUAGACUUUUCAUAUAUUUUUGUGGAUCCAUAGUGACUUACUAAGCGUAAAGCUUAUCAGUUUUCUUUCUUCGCAUGUACAGAUACUAAGGGUAAGGCCAAGGCCUAGGAAGAUGACGAGGGAGUGGAACGCGUGCCAAGAUGAGUUAACGGGAACGACCUUGGUGGCUUCUAGCUAGAUAAUAUUUGGUUUCAGUAUUUCAGUGUUAUAAUAAAGUGACUUAUAUUACUUUAUCUUUUUUAUUUGAGGAUUUGAAGUUUUAGCAAAUUCCUGGAUCCAGGUGGUUAUCACAUGUGCUGGUGAUAACUAUAUUUUAUUGAGUUUUUAUCAAGAGUUAUACUUUAAUUAUAUUUGAGAUUUUAUCAGGGUUAUUUUCUUAAAUAGACGGCCGUUAAUUGCA